Messenger RNA from Symbiodinium sp. CCMP2456, 197 nucleotides. The record is from the annotation of a GenBank genome assembly. Lineage: Eukaryota; Dinophyceae; Suessiales; Symbiodiniaceae.
GAGUGUACGCAGCCCCUGCGGUCACUGUUGGCACUGCUGAUCAGGUGUGUCGGCCAGGACAAAAUUACAGCACAAGAGCUGUUGGAUCUUUGUGGCGCAGACGUUGCCUUAGCCGUUGCGGUAAUCGCGGAGGCCUUGAUUGCCCCACGACCGCCCGGGCUGCCCCUGUGGCCGUUGCAGCUAUGCUCGCUGCUACA